Paramecium sonneborni is the source of this 1003-nucleotide messenger RNA. NCBI's taxonomy places the organism in Eukaryota, Ciliophora, Oligohymenophorea, Peniculida, Parameciidae. The record is from the annotation of a GenBank genome assembly.
AUGGAAAUAAGUGAUGUAAAUAAUAUGUCUGAAACAACAUAAUGGAUUUACAAAAGCAAAGAAAUAUUAAAGCCAGUGUUUGAAACACAACUAGUUGGAAUGUCUCGGGCUGUGAUAGGAUUGCCAAUGGAUCAUAUUUUUGAUCGAUUUAAGACUUUAAUAUAAGCAUCAUAAAAUAAUAGUUUCAGAUAAGUAUGAUUGAAAUCUUGAGCAUAGUUGUUUCUUGAGAUUUACAAAAAGAAUGGUAUCUUUCGUGGUAUUUUUGCAGGGUUCUCUUCAUAAGUUACCAUUUAAAUAUUUAAAUAGUAUUAUAGGUUCAAAAUUUAAAAUAAUAUCUAGAUGGCCAAUGAUGAUCUUUAUUCCAAAAUUUUAUAAAGAAUAACUACCCUAAAUAACUAUGGAUAUAGCUCCAACUUUGCAUAAAGCUUUAACAGGAGUAACAAUUGCAUUAUUUGAAUCUUUUAUAACUUGUCCCUUUGAAAGAGUAAAAUGCUAAUUAAUGACUCAAACUGAGUCAAAAUCUGGUAUAAUAUUUAAAUAAUAUUUAGUUCUAAAAUAUAUGUGGUAGCAUGAUGGAGGUUUGAAAGGAUUUACUAGAGAUCUAUUCACAGGAAUGGAAAUUAUGAUGCUCAAAUAAGUAGUUUCUUGGACUAAUUAUCUUUAUUGGGAUCAUAAAGUUAGAUAUUAUUUUAAACAAAAUGUUUAAUCUCAACUUAAAUUUGAAUAAAUUUUAUUUUGCUCUGUAUUAACAGCUAUUCCUAAUAUAUUAAUUGUACAACCUUUUGAUGCUGUUAAAACUUAAUUUUAAAUGGAGAGUAAUCAUGAAUAUAAAAAUCUCUCAAUAUGGAAUGCAUUUAAAAAGGUUUAUAUAGAAAAAGGUAUCAAUGGCUUUUACGCUGGUUGGCAAAUGAGAUUUUAUUAAUUUUUAUUUUAAGCCUUACUUACAACUCCUGUAAUGGAUUACUUAGAGAGGUAAUAUGGAUUGCCUUUAGAAACUUUGUGA